UCCACAUCACAUCCCAAAGACAAAUAUACUCCUACUAAAAAAUUGGAAGGAAAGAACGCAUCGUUAGAAAAUUUCCAGUCCUGCCCCUCCCCGGCGCCGGCGACGACCGCCGCAGCCGCCACCUCCCCCAGGAGCGCCGGCGUUGCCCGUCCGCACCCGGCGGCGGCGGAGGCAGCGAUGGCGAGGCAGGAGGCGGCGGGGGCGGCCACGGGGGUGGACUUCCACCUGCCUGACGAGAUCCUGGCCGUGAUCCCCACCGACCCGUACGAGCAGCUGGACGUCGCGCGCAAGAUCACCUCCAUGGCCAUCGCGUCCCGCGUCUCCCGCCUCGAGGCCGACGUCGCGCGCCUCCGCAGGGACCUCGCCGACCGCGACCGCGGCGAGGCCGACCUCCGCGCCCGCCUCGCCGACUCCGACGCCCGCCUCCUCGCCGCGCUCGACGAGAACGCGAAGCUGGUGAAGGAGAGGGACACGCUCGCCCUGACGGCCAAGAAGCUGUCGAGGAACUUGGCAAAGUUAGAGGCAUUUAAGAAGCAGUUGAUGAAAUCUCUGAGUGAAGAUAAUUUACUGCAAUUGUCAGAAACAGGUGAAGAUCGUGAUGUAGAUGCAGAAAAUAGUGGGACCGCUCGGAGUCCUUCCUGGAAAGAUGAAGUUUCAAGCAGUCACACCUCUUCAAAUACUUCCAGCAGAUCUACAAUCACCGAAUCAGCCCAAGGAUACCAGUUCUCAAUCACACCAUAUGUAGCCCCCCAAAUAACUCCUGGUUCAACACCAAUUAUUUCAUCCUCUAGUGGUUCCCCACUAGCAUAUUCAACUGGUCCAUCCACUCCGAAGUUCUAUUCUGGUCCAACAUCGCCUACAAGAUCACGUUCUGAAGACCAAUCGGCAUUUUCAUCAUGGAAUGGAUCAAGUCAUCAGUAUUCAGCCCCUGUCUCUCCUCAACGCCGCUCAUUUACAGGGCGACCUCGUAUAGAUGGAAAGGAAUUCUUCCGACAAGCACGGACACGACUAUCUUAUGAGCAAUUUGGAGCAUUCUUGGCAAAUAUUAAGGAAUUUAAUGCACAGAAACAAUCGCGAGAGGACACCUUGUCAAAAGCAGAGGAGAUUUUUGGAACAGAGCACAAAGACUUAUACAUUUCUUUCCAGAAUAUGCUUAACCGCAACCAAUCGUGAACCUGUCAUAGGCUGCCGUAUUUCUUCUUUUGAACAAGCUGGUUUAGUUCAUCGGCAUGUCUCUUCCGUCUAAACGACGGUACCAUUCUGCUGGGGUAAUAAUUCCUAUGCCAGGUCAUCUGUUUCCAAGAGAGCGUGUAUCGUUGGAGUUCUCGAUGAUCACAAGAUCAUAUUCUUAGAAAUCUGUGCAUAGGCCAUUGUAGUUUUGGUGCGGCCAUCCUCAAUAACAUGAUGUAAAUGGGUAUGGUCAUGCAUGCAUUUCAACAAGGAAAAGUUUCUUUUCU
Molecule: messenger RNA, 1457 nt
Organism: Triticum urartu
Lineage: Eukaryota; Viridiplantae; Streptophyta; Magnoliopsida; Poales; Poaceae
Source: RefSeq, a predicted model, not a curated record